GACUGUGACGUCACACCGGAAGUCUGUUUCUAACAGACAUGGCGUGUUUGCUAGCCGUUAGCAGCAUGAGCUCCUCAAUGUUUUCUUUUAUAAAACGUCGCUCCUCAUGGAUACUCUGUUUGUUUCUAGUGAUUCAUGUGUCGACAUCCUCCGCUAAGCUGGACAGCCUGAGAGAAGUGACGGACAGCAGCUGGGAGGAAAUCUUGUCGGGAGAAUGGAUGAUAGAAUUUUACGCUCCCUGGUGCCCAGCCUGCCAGCAGCUCCAGACGGUGUGGAAGGAUUUUGCAGAUUGGGGGGAUGACAUGGGGGUCAACAUCGCCAAGGUGGACGUGACCGAGCAGCCCGGUCUGAGCGGGCGCUUCAUCAUCACUUCACUUCCGACCAUUUACCACUGUAAAGACGGCGUGUUCAGGAAGUAUCAGGGCGCUCGCACUAAAGAGGACUUCCUGAGCUUCGUGGACGAGCAGAAAUGGAAAUCCAUCGAGCCGAUCUCUUCCUGGUUCGGCCCGUCCUCCUUCCUAAUGAAUUCCAUGUCGGCUUUGUUCAAGCUCUCCAUGUUUAUCCGG
This is a messenger RNA of Notothenia coriiceps (black rockcod), 566 nucleotides long. Its product is annotated as thioredoxin-related transmembrane protein 1-like. The record is from RefSeq and is a predicted model, not a curated record. Lineage: Eukaryota; Metazoa; Chordata; Actinopteri; Perciformes; Nototheniidae. The transcript has 5 exons. The annotation marks the transcript as partial. Gene Ontology annotation, cellular component: endomembrane system. Gene Ontology annotation, molecular function: disulfide oxidoreductase activity.